This is a messenger RNA of Aspergillus melleus, 1221 nucleotides long. RefSeq names its product NAD(P)/FAD-dependent oxidoreductase. NCBI's taxonomy places the organism in Eukaryota, Fungi, Ascomycota, Eurotiomycetes, Eurotiales, Aspergillaceae. The transcript has a single exon. Gene Ontology annotation, cellular component: cytoplasm. Bases 1 to 1221 code for a protein of 406 amino acids. Gene Ontology annotation, molecular function: oxidoreductase activity. The record is from RefSeq and is a predicted model, not a curated record.
AUGUCGACCGAAGAAUUCCCCACCACUCCUCUCCAUCAGCAUUAUGAUGUAGUGAUUGUCGGCGGUGCCACCAGCGGCUCUUCCAUCGCAUGGCACCUGGUCACGAACCCUGACUUCAAAGGGUCAGUACUCGUCGUCGAACGGGACCCAUCGCUACAGUAUUCCGCCACUAAAGCGAGUAACAACUGUAUGCGACAACAGUUUGCCACGGCUAUCAAUGUCCAGAUUGCCCAGUACGCCGCCGAAUUCGUCAAACGUUUCGGCAACGAGUUCCCGCCGGACGCGUGCGUGCCGGAUACCCCGAUCCGCAGCUUCGGGUACCUCUAUUUAUCGGACUCGGAGAGAUUCACGGAGGUGUUGAAACAGGACCAGGAAUUGCAGGCGAGCUGUGGAGCUGGCACGCAGAUCUUAUCAAGGGCCGAGGUCAUGGCAAGGUACCCAUUCUUCUUCACGGAUGACAUUGAUGCCGGGAGCCUUAACCUCGUCGACGAGGGCGCUUUCAAUGCCUUCGGAAUGGUUGAAUGGUUACGUCGAACAGCCCGUGAGAAGGGGGUGGAGUAUAUCAGCAACGAAGUCGUUGGUGUGAAUAUACAGAAAGACCAAGUGCAAAGCAUCGAGUUGCAAAGCGGACAACGGAUCACGGUGGGCAACCUGGUCAACGCUGCAGGAACUCGCGCGGCCACUGUCUCGAGACUAGGGGGGAUCGAUCUUCCCAUCGAGGCGAGACGACGGUACACCUACAUCUUCGAAGUCGACGAGCCACUCCCGCAAGACUUGCCCCUAACCAUCGAUCCAUCGGGUGUCCAUCUCCGUUCCUAUGGCGCCAAAGACUACCUGGUUGGCUGCCCACCCAUUGGUCCCGACACUGCGGUGGAUGUGAAGGAUUUCAGCUUCGCGGAAAAUGCUUGGGAAGAGAAGGUCUUGCCGGUGAUCACUCGCCGGGUUCCUCAAUUCGCCAGUGCACGGGUGACCAACUCCUGGAUGGGUCACUAUGAGUUCAACACGUUUGACCAGAAUGCUAUUAUUGGCCCACAUAGCGAAGUUAGCAAUUUGUUCUUUUGUGUCGGCUUCUCUGGCCAUGGCAGUCAACAGGCUCCGGCCUGCGGACGCGGCGUGGCUGAGUUGGUCGUGUACGGAGGAUUCAAGACACUUGAUCUGAGUAUGCUUUCCUAUAAGAGGAUAGUGGAAAACCGUCCUCUUACGGAGCGCGCAGUCAUAUAG